CUGAGUGGACCGCGUCGCGCCGGCCGGCCUGACAUGAACAAGACCCCCUGAGCGGCAGCAAGCAGUACCCGGACAGCAUGCGGCUCGGCAGCGCCCUCCGGGGCCGCGCCGCCCUGUGCGCCGCCCUCGUCGUCGUCGCCGUCCUGGGCGUGGCAGCAGCAGCCGUUGAGCUGGACGGCGACGACCUGGUGUUCGAGGACCGGCACCACCAGCAACACCUCGGCGUCGUGGCCGUGGACAGCGGCGGCGACCACAGGACGGAGCGGCACCAGCAGGGCCCCAGCCGGCCGUCGUCCGACCCGCCACCCGCCGGCCCGACGAGGCGGCGGAGGCACGUCCAGGACGGCGUCGAAGAGCACCACGUGGACGACGGCGGCGGCGGCUUUCUCGGCUUCAUAACGAAGCAGCUGCACAGAGUGCGACGGCAGUCGCUUUUCCCGGCUCUCGACUGGCUCACCGGUGGCAGCGGGAGCUCGACGCCGGAGCCCAUCACGUCCACGACGGUGUCCACCACGGCCGGCGAGGACGAGCCCAACGAGCUGAGCCUCGUGGAGCUGCGGGAGAAGCGCAGCACAGCGGCCGACGACGAGGAGGGCGAGGAGCUGGCCAACACGAUCGGGGACGCGGGCGACAGCACGGCCGAGCUGGUGCCGUCCACGGCCGCGGAGGGCGCGCACGGAGUAUCGCCGCCCCUGGAGAGCUCGACGCCCGGCCGCCGCACCGACACUCCCGUUGACGACGAGGACUACGGCACCUCGGGCUCGGACGGCGAGGGCUCCGCCGACGCUGGUCGGCCUGGACACAACACGACAUCACCACACGACCUGCAGCCUGGCAUCCCCCGAUUCUACCGCAUCACACUCGUCAUCGUGGAGCCGUGGCAUGAAGAGUACGCGGACCGUAAGUCGUCGCACUUCCGUGACAUGGCCAAGGCCCUAGAGGACGACAUCAACCGCCUGUACGAAGAGGUCCCCGGCAAACAGACUGUCAGCAUCAUCAGCAUUCAGCGAGCCGAGGACCACUUCGACAGCAAGGUGACCCUCGACCUGGGCACGGACAACUACGACCGCGAUCUCAUCCAAAACACGCUCCUCAAGCAGAUCGAGAAGUACCAGAAGAUCGGCAGCUUCAUGGCCAAGACGGACAGCUUCACCUUCAGGGACUUCGGAGCGCGCGGCGCCCCCGUGGAGUGCCACACCUCGGAGCUGGCCUGCCGCAGCGGCGAGUGCGUGCCGCUCAAGACGCGCUGCGACGGCAACCCGGACUGUGCCGACGGCUCCGACGAGCAGGGCUGCGCGAAACGCACCUCCCCGUCGACCUUCAACACCACCACCUCCUCGUGGGCGCCAAGCUCCACCGGCAGCGUGGACGCCGUGUCGGGCCUCGACGCCAAGGUGACCCGGGGCCCCGGCGGCCAGCCCUCGUGCCGCGCCGACGACCAGGUGCGCUGCGGCGACGGCUCCGUCUACAUCUGCGCCGACCAGAAGUGCGACGGCAAAUGGGACUGCCCGCAUGGCGACGACGAACUCGGCUGCCCCAGGAACGAGUGCGCGCAGGGCGAGUUCAUGUGCGACAUUACGCGGUGCAUCCCCAAGAGCAGCGUCUGCGACGACAAGACGGACUGCGUGGACGGCACGGACGAGCUGAGCUGCCCCGACGACACCGAAGAGCCCAUAUGUGAUGAUGACCAAUAUCAAUGUCGAGAUGGUCGUUGUAUUGAGGAUAUCCGACGCUGUAACAAAGCUAUUGACUGUGAACAUGGAGAUGACGAGGAAAACUGCCCUUGUGGGCCAACAGACUUUACCUGUGAAAAUGGAGGAUGUAUUGAAAGCCACAAAAGAUGUGAUGGGGUAAUGGAUUGUCUUCGAGAUGAUUCAGAUGAACGGAACUGUCCUUCCCAAUCUCAUCAAUGCAGAGAGGAUGAAAAAAGCUGCGCUGAUGGAACGUGUAUCCCCUCCCAUGCUUGGUGUAACAAAGCAUUUGACUGUCCAGACAAGUCUGAUGAAAGGAAUUGCCCAUGUAAACCAGGUGAUUUUAUCUGUAGAAGUGGUGGUGUCUGCAUUUCUGCAAAUCUAAGGUGUGAUGGAACGGUUCACUGCCAAGAUAAAAGCGAUGAGGAAUCAUGUCCAGAAAGUAAAAUUGGUUGUCUUAAAGAAGAAUUCCAAUGCCGUGACCAUUCUUGUAUUCUACUUCUUCAUCGCUGUGAUCGGAAAAUAGAUUGUGCCGAUGGCUCUGAUGAGGAUGACUGUGAUAAAUUCUGUGGAUCAGACCAGUUUAAGUGUUCUGACGGUAGAUGCCUCAGUUUAUCUCAGCGCUGCAAUGGAUUAUAUGAAUGCCCAGAGGGAGAAGAUGAAAGAAAUUGCCCAAAACAGUGUGCUUACCAUGAAUUCUUCUGCAAUAAUGGACAAUGUGUUGAUCAAGCAAAACGAUGCAAUGGUUACCCUGAUUGCUACGAUAGAAGUGAUGAAGAUGGUUGCGGUGAUAUUGUCGCUCCUUGUCCUGCAUCAGACUUUUCUUGCUCUGACGGAUAUUGUGUAUCCAUGGCCAAAAAGUGUGAUGGGGUACCUGACUGUGCUGAUGGUGAUGAUGAAAGAAACUGUUCUAUUAGCCAUGGGUCCGGCUCUGGUAUAACUGACCCGCCUCAAUGCCAACCCGAUCAAUUCCGUUGUGAAGACGGCGGCCAAUGCAUUCGGCAGAUAUAUCGAUGUGAUCGAAUCAGAGACUGCCUUGAUGGGAGUGAUGAGAAAUCUUGUGCAACGUGUGCUCCCAAUGAAAUUACAUGUACCAAUGGCCAGUGUCUAGAUGGCGAAAGAACCUGUGAUGGUACAAUUGAUUGUCCUGAUGGAUCUGAUGAGGAUGGCUGUGAUUUAGACUAUAAAGAGUCCGAUGACUAUUCAUCAGAGGAUUAUGAACCAUGUGGCCUUAAUGAGUUCCAAUGUUUUGAUUCAUCUUGUGUGGAUUCUUCCGCGUUUUGUGAUGGCAUAGAGGACUGUACUGAUGGGUCAGAUGAAUUUAAGUGUGAGCCAACUUGUGGUGGUAAUGAGUUUACAUGCAGCGAUCGAUCAUGCAUUGAUCUAAGGAGAAAAUGUGACAGAAUACCUGACUGCAGAGAUGGAUCAGACGAAAUUGGCUGUGAUUGCAGACCUGGAGAGUUCAGAUGUGGAUCAGGAGAAUGUAUCCCUAAUGUGUAUCAAUGUGAUGGCCGCCCACACUGCCAGGAUGGGAGUGAUGAGAACAGUUGUGUUGAUCAGUCUCCAUCAACUGCCGCUCCACCACGGAGCUGUCCUUAUGGACAAUUUUCUUGCCACUCCAAUGGACUAUGUAUUUCCCAGUCUGCUGUUUGUGAUGGACGUUCAGACUGCAUCGAUUCUUCUGAUGAAGCAAACUGUGAUUGGCGACCUUGCUUGCAAGGAGAGUUUCGUUGUGAAAAUGGUCCCUGCAUUCCUGAACAACAGAGGUGUGAUGGGAAACGUGACUGUCCCCAUGAUAUCAGUGAUGAAUUAGAUUGCUCAAGGAGACCUGGCAACCCUCCAUCCAGCCCUGCAGAUCUGAACCUGAAGACAUACCCAGAGGAUCAAAUCAUCAAAGAAAGACGUGAGGUUGUUUUCCAAUGCCGCGAUGAAGGUCCACUUCGUGCCCGAGUGAAAUGGUCUCGUGCCAAUAAUCUUCCUCUUCCUCCUGGAUCUCAAGACCGAAAUGGACGCCUGGAAAUGCCAAAUAUCCAGUUAGAGCAUUCUGGCAACUACAUCUGUGAAGCUGUGGGUUAUCCUGAAAACAUUCCUGGAUCAAGGCUCACGGUUUUAUUACGAGUAGAACAAUACAUCGUUCCAACAACACGUCCUCCCCAAGUUUGUGGUGCACAUGAAGCAACAUGCUCUAGUGGAGAGUGUAUUGCCAAAUCCCAAGUUUGUGAUGGUAACUAUGAUUGUUCAGAUCAAUCAGAUGAAAUGCGCUGCAAUCCUGAUGGUUGUGAACCAAAUGAGUUUCAAUGUGAUAACAAAAAGUGUGUGAUGAAAACAUGGCGUUGUGAUUCUGAUGAUGAUUGUGGAGAUGGAUCUGAUGAAAGGAACUGUGCCACUAACCCCCCAGAUUCAAAAUGUCGCUAUCAUGAAUUUGAGUGUCGAUCUGGUGACCAAUGUAUUCCCAAGUCUUUCCACUGUGAUGGAGAGGUAGACUGUCAAGAUGGAAGUGAUGAAUCAGGAUGCUUUGCUGUGCAGAUUGCAGAAGGUCCCAAGCGAAUGGAAGUUUUACAAGUAGGAGAGACAAUGAUUUUAACUUGCAGGGCAGUGGGAGUUCCUACACCUGUUGUAGUAUGGCGCUUGAACUGGGGUCACGUACCUGCAAAGUGCACCAGCACUAGUGAACGUGGCAUUGGAACUUUGACUUGUCCUAAUGUUCAGGAAUCUGAUCAAGGAGCUUACAGCUGUGAAGCUUUGAAUAUGCGUGGUAGGGAAUUUGCUGUUCCUGACACAAUCUUGGUUGUCACUUCUCCAAAUAAGACUGUCUGUGCCCCUGGCAGCUUUAAUAGUGAUGCAAGGCACCCUGGUGAAUGCAUAUCAUGUUUCUGCUUUGGGGUAGCUACGAGAUGCAAGAGUGCUAAUCUGUACACUUAUCAGCUUCCACCACCAAUUGAUAGCACUGAACUAUCAAGUGUGCGUGUGGACUUAUAUGCCAAAACUGUUGAAGUUUUGACUGGCCCAAUUUAUAACCUACCAUCUGUGAGAAAUCUGGGGCGAAACAGUUUACAGAUUUAUUCAUCAACUAUUGAACGUGAUGGAUUCCGCCUUGGGGAUAAUGUAUAUCCAUACUUUGCCCUACAUGAUAAUUUCCAUGGCAAUCAACUACGGACUUAUGGUGGAUAUCUCAAAUACUCAGUAAAAUAUGAAGGAAAUGGCCGCCCUGUUGACAUUCCAGAUGUUAUCCUCAGUGGCAAUGGAUAUAUUCUAGUGCACAAUGCUUCCGCAUCAUCAUCUCCUGGUCAAGAAAUUGAAAGAUCGAUUCGUUUCUUCCAUGGUGAAUGGUAUCGUAGGUUGUCUUCUACUCGAGGCUCUACCAGUGAUAGAGAUAUCCUUGCUUCUCGAGAAGAGAUAAUGAUGGCACUUGCAGAUGUGAAUGGCUUACUCAUUAAAACUCGUUACAUUGAUGGUCCUUUGUUGGACACUUCUUUGACAAACAUUCAAAUAGACUCUGCUGGUAUUCGAAAUGUUGGUCAGGGAAAGGCAUCUUUUGUUGAAGAAUGUCAAUGCCCUGCUGGUUAUUCCGGUCUUUCUUGUGAGGUGUGCUCUGCUGACCAUCAUCGACGUGAACAUGGUCCAUGGCUCGGUAUGUGCAUGCCUGAGGAGAGACCCUGUCCUCCAGGUUACUACAAGAACUCUUCAGGAAGUGGUCAGUGUGAACGUUGCCCAUGUCCUCACACCAACCCGUCUAAUCAGUUUGCACACACUUGUCAUCUAGAUACUGAUGGUCAAGUGACAUGUGAUUGUCCCCAAGGUUAUGAGGGUCGGCGCUGUCAAAAAUGUGCCAGCGGAUACCAGGGAAACCCUUUCAUCCCAGGAGACAUCUGUCGUCCAGGAUACUGUAAUGCAGCUGGUUCAUUAAGCUCAUCUCUUGAUCCUAGCACAGGAACCUGUGUUUGUAAGGCAAAUGUGACUGGUCCUUAUUGUGAUAAAUGUAAGGCAAGCACAUUCCACUUGGACACAAAAAAUCAGUUUGGUUGUGUGGAUUGUUUCUGCAUGGGUGUCUCUCGCCAGUGUAGUAGCUCCAACUGGUUCAGACAGCAGGUUGUUGCGCAGUUCACAAGGGACACCCAAGACUUCAAAAUUGUGGAGGCACUUAAGCAAGAUGAACCAAUUACAUCUGGUAUUCGCCUUAAUCCUAAUUCUAGGGAACUGAUAUACCAAGAUUUCUCAAGGAGAAGCUCCGAUGUGCAUAAUGUGCAUUAUUGGAAACUGCCUGCUCGCUUCCUUGGAAACAAAAUUACAUCAUAUGGUGGAGACCUAAAGUAUGUAAUUCGCUAUGUGCCCACUCCAGGAGGCCAAAGCUCUCGCAAUAGUGCACCAGAUGUGGAGCUUAUUAGUUCUAAUGCCAUUCGACUUCUUUACUUUGGUCAUGAGCAGCUGGAAGCAAAUAGACCUCAAAACAUUUCAGUUCCACUCUAUGAACAGUUUUGGCAACGUCAAGAUGGUCAAAAAGUUGACCGUGCUCAUAUGUUAAUGGCGUUGUCCACCUUAGAAGAUGUCUUAAUCAAGGCAACGUACACAACAAGUACUCUUGAAGCUGCAUUACUGUCUGUGUCUCUUGACAUCGCGGAAGAACGAAAUACUGGGCAAGAACGUGCUUUGUCAGUUGAACAGUGUGUAUGUCCACCUGGACACCAAGGUUUGUCAUGUGAAGAGUGUAGUACAGGAUACACACGAUCAGAUGGACUCUAUUUGGGCAUCUGUGUCCCAUGUAAUUGUAAUGGACACUCAUCAGAAUGUGACCCUGUUACUGGUGUUUGCCGCGAUUGUCGGGGUUCGACUACUGGUGACCAAUGUGAACAGUGCCUUCCUGGGUUUGAAGGAGAUGCAUAUCGAGGUGAUUGCCGUCCACGUCACGGGCCUGCGUGUUAUUGUGAUCCAAGAGGUAGUUUGAGUUCUGAAUGUAAUUCAGAUGGAAGCUGUACCUGUAAGACAAAUGUUGAAGGUCACAGUUGUGAUUAUUGUCGUCCUGGAACAUUUGACUUAUCCCCUAACAAUAGUGAAGGCUGCUUGAGUUGCUUCUGUAUGGGAGUAACUGACCAGUGCCAAUCGUCUACUCUUCAUCGAACUCAGAUUCCUAUGCAAGUUCUUGGCAACAACCAUGGUUUUAAUCUGACUGACAAUGACCGGUCACCUGUUGUUUUUUCUGGAUUUAAAGUUGACUGGGCCAAAAAUGAAAUUAGUUACGAAUUUGUUUCACCACCAAAGGAAACUUACUUCUGGUCUCUUCCUAACUCAUUUACAGGGAACAAGGUUGCUUCAUAUGGUGGAAACUUGGUGUUCACCCAAAAAUACAGUGCUGAGUAUGGUGCUCAACCAACACAUGAUACAGACGUUGUUCUCUUUGGUAAUGGUAUUUCUGUCUAUUGGUCCAAUCUCAAUAGAUCUGAACCAAACGUAACAAAGGUGGUGACAAUACCUUUGCAAGAGUCAGCUGGGUGGAAAAGAUUAGACAUUAAUGGUCCACGAUCUGCAUCAAGGCGUGAUCUACUAACUAUUUUGUCUUCUUUGGAAACCAUUCUUAUACGUUCAUCACACUCUGACCGAACAUAUGCGAUUUACCUGAGUGAUGUAUCCAUGGACACAGCAGUUUCCAUGCUAACCGGGGAAGGCAUUGUAACACAUAUAGAAUCAUGCCGCUGCCCCCCAGGAUAUGGAGGAUUGUCUUGUGAGUCAUGUGCUACCGGCUUCUAUCGAAACACAAGUGAUCUGUCUGCAAGUGUGUUGGGGUCAUGCAUUCAGUGUCCAUGCAAUGGUAAUGAAGAAAGCUGCUCCAUUGCCUCAGACUUCCGUGUUACCUGCUAUUGUAAACCAGGAUACAGUGGACGACAGUGUGACAACUCUGGUUCUCAAGAUGGCGUUCGUGUUGAACUCACUCCCCUCACUGUUAGGCAACAAGUAGGGGCACUGGUUCACUUCACAUGUACUUACUAUGGCAGUGAGCCCUUGGGCAUAGAGUUCGAAGAAAUCAGAAGAUUAAAACCAAAUUCUCACAUUGCGAACGUUAAAAGUGUUUCUGGAAAUAUCAGACACAUGGGUCCUGCACCUUUGUUUGACCUAUCAAGAAAACUCAAAAUGAGUGAUGAGCAAGCAUUUGAUGUUACAAUCACUGCAGAUCUUAGAGCUGUAAAAUGCGUCAUCAAAAAUUCAGAUGGGUUGGAUGUGGCAAUGGUGAUGUCUCAUAUUAUGACAAAAGAUUAUCCUGUAUCUCCCUCACCCGAGAUUUUUAAUCAACCCCCAUCAAUUCACAUUGCUAUAGCUGAGCCUACCAUUAAAAUUGUUGAAGUUGGGGGCACAGUGCGAUUCUCAUGUACAGCUCGACCACUCACAAACAAGGGCCCAGUGAGAAUUUAUUGGUCAAAAGAAGGUGGUAAUCUUGUACGUGAUAGAUCUACUGAUGAUGGUGAAGGAAGGCUUGUUAUCAUAAGCGCAGUUGUGUCUGAUUCUGGUACCUACAUUUGCACUGCCACUGAUGGUAGCUCUUAUGUCACAGAGAGAGCCACUCUCACUGUAGGAGGUUCUGAACCUUCUGCUCCAGAAGUUCAUAUAUCUCCACGGUAUCUUGAGGUUCAAGAAGGAGAGCCUGUUGCCUUCAAUUGUCAUACCACUGGAACUCCCUUGCCAUCUCUGCAAUGGACUGGUGGGCCAAACAACCCGCAGGCUUCUUUCAGAGAUGGAGUUUUCAGAAUACCAGCUGCUCAGCGUUCUGAUGAAGCUGAAUAUCACUGUAUAGCCACAAAUCCUCUUGGAACUAUUUCUGAAAGAACAAUUCUCUAUGUCCGUGAAGGAGUAUCUCGUCCUCCAUCGAUGAUCACCGAUCCCCACUCAAGAUUAUCAAUAUCUCCACCCGACUACUCUGGCCAAGCUGGAGAUACAGUUCGCUUGACAUGUGUUCCUGGAUACAAUGACUAUUACUCAAUUGACUGGUCAAAGGUAGGCAGCAAUGCCCUUCCAUCUACAGCUAACCAGCAGGAUCGGGUACUCACAAUAUUCGAUGCAAAUCCAGCAGACUCUGGCAUUUAUCUGUGUAGAGUGACAUCUAGGGCUACUGGUCUUGCUGAGGAAAUACAAGCAAGAGUAUCCAUUUCAUCAAACAGGGGCCCUCCUACUGCUCGUAUUGAGCCAGAGCGUCAAACAGUUUCGCAGGGUACCACAGCUGAGUUGCGAUGCUUAACAUCAGUUGAACCAUCAUCAAUCCGGUGGAGCAAAGCUGGUGAACCUGACAUGGGUAGCAAUGUCCAGGAACUAGGCAACAUCUUGAAAAUCAAUAAUGCUUUAGUUCGUAAUCGUGGAGUUUAUGUGUGCACAGUUCAAAAUGAUGGUGGCACUUCUCAGGCUUCAACUAUUCUCGAAGUAGAACGUCGAGAGCCCCCUGCAAUCGAAAUUUACCCAAGCCAACGGCAGACUGUAGUGGUGGGAGGAAGUGCACUUCUACAGUGCCGAAUCACUAGUGGUAUCCCAUCUCCAGCAAUUAUUUGGAGACGUUCUGAUAGUCUUGCUCUAUCACCAAAUGUCGAAGAACUUCAAAAUGGCGUUCUGAGAUUUAACCGUGUUACUACCGCUGAUGCUGGUGACUACACAUGUGAAGCUCAAAAUGAAGUUGGAACUACAAAUGCUACAGCUUCUUUGGAGAUUGAUUCAAUGCCCACCAUUACUAUUACACCAUCUUCUCCUAUAACAAUAAGCACUGGACAGCCAGUACGACUUGAGUGUAGAGCCCAUGGCGAGCCCAGUCCAACUGUUAUCUGGUCCCGCAACAGGCCGGGCUAUGCUUACUAUGAACCGACAAAUCUGACUGCUGAAUCAUCUCAAAUUGCUGUUUAUGAAAUUACUCGUGCUUCUAAGGCAGAUGAGGGCUCAUACAGUUGUACUGCUCGCAAUAAGGCUGGUUUAGCCGAAGAUAGAGUGCAAUUAAUUGUGGAAGAAAGCAAUGAUGUUCUUGACCGCUAUCCUGAAAGGGGAGAUAUAACUGGUGAAGAUCCAGGGAGCUAUGGUAACCGGGAACCUUUUGUGGUCAAUGUUCAUGGCAAUGCUGAACUUCGCUGUGAUUUCCGUCACAAUAGUAGCAAUACCUUUAUUAAAUGGAUGCGGUCUGGCGGUGAACUACCUGCUAGCCACACAUUGUCGCAAGGAUCAUUGCAUUUAUCUGAUGUUAAAAAAGAAGAUGCUGGUCUCUAUAUUUGUGAAGGAUAUGAGGACAACCGACUUCUUUUCCAAGCUCCAGCUAGAUUAGUUGUCAAUGGACCACCUCAAAUUCAAUUGCAUCCUCAACAUCAAGUGGUUCGUCCUGGAGAAAGUGCCAGAGUUCAAUGUCGUGUUAUUGAUACUGAGCGCCACACUAUAAUGUGGACUAUUCCUGGAAGAGAGAACCUUGGUAGCUCAGCACUCCCGAGCAAUGCCAAUGACCAUGAUGGAAUCCUUGAGUUCUCUCGUAUUGGGCCUCAAGACUCUGGACGUUACUUGUGCCGUGCAAGAAAUGAGUAUGGUGAAGCUGAUGCUGUUGCUGAAGUGCUAGUUCAGGAUCAACAACCAGCAUCCCUUGUUAGAGCGGUUGACCAUGAGCAAAUUGUGCAUGAAGGAUCCAAUGCCCGCUUGCUUUGCUCAAGCUCCCCAGGAACCCUGAUUACAUGGACUCAUGAGGGACGUGCUCUUCCUGAAAAUGCUGUACAAGAGGCUGGAACAUUGACAAUUUACCAGGUGAAACAGGCUGACGCUGGUCGUUAUGAGUGUCAAGCAAGUUCUGAUGCAGAUGUUGGAUCAGACUAUGUCAACUUGAGGGUUGAAGUGCCAGCGGAUUAUUGUGCGAUACAGUGCUACGUAAGGGGAAACCAACAAUGCAUUCCCUCAGACCGCCUUUGUAACGGCGUCGCUGACUGUGAGGACGGCAGUGAUGAGCUCGGUUGUCCUACAAAUCGAUCACCACGUGAAAUAGGCAUGAGUGGCUUUGGAGAAGCAGACAAAAUUGAACUUCAAAUCUAUCCUAACAAAGAUUUGAUUCGAAAUGGAGAUAAUGUUGAAAUACGAUGUGGUGUCCUUGGGGGCAGUGCUGUACCCGUUACUUGGACCAAGAUUGGCAGCCAGUUGGCAAACAAUGUUAGAGUGAUCAAUGAUACAUUGAGUAUCACUAGUGUACGGCCAUCAAAUGAAGGUACAUACCGCUGCAAUGCAAGAACAUCGGGGGGUAUGUUAUCUGAAGAUUACACUCUAAUUAUUGAAGCUACUCCUAUCAAUCUGAUAGAACCACCUCCAGUUGAAACUCAGACAGCUGCAUAUGGAAGGACUGUUGAGAUGGCUUGUAGAACUAAUUUAAAUCCUCCAGUGAAGUAUAUGUGGUCAAAGCAAGGUGGUGAACUUCCUCGUGACGCUAGAGGACAAAUGGAGUCAACAUUGACUAUUGUAGAUGUUAGAGCCCAAGAUGCUGGAUUUUAUACAUGCACUGCCCAGAAUGAAGAGAAGAAAAUGGAUAUAAGAACAGUCCUAGUUGUUACAGGAGUAGUACCAUAUUUUGCCCAAGCACCCAAUUCUUUUAUGGCUUUACCCACAUUAAUAGCAUAUAUGACAUUCAACAUAUCUAUUUCUUUCAAACCAGAAAGAUCUGAUGGGUUAAUAUUGUACAAUGGGCAACAAAGUGGUGGUUCUGGGGACUUUGUGUCUCUUGGAUUGAAUGGUGGCUUUGUUGAGUUUAGAUUUGAUGUUGGAUCAGGACCUGCGGUUAUAAGAAGUGCUCGUCCUGUUUCUCUUGGUCAUUGGCAUACUGUCAAGUUAAUCCGAAACCGCAGGGAUGGUGAAAUGUAUGUUGAUGAAGCAGGUCCACAUACAGGUAUUGCUCCGGGCAGGUUCCAAGGUCUAGACUUAUCAGAACCUCUGUAUCUGGGUGGAGUACCCGAUUUUAAAGCCAUUCAUCGCCUAACUGGUCAUUCUCAAGGAUUCGUCGGAUGUAUCAGUAGACUUGUUGUUGGCAAUGUUGAGCAUGAAUUAGUUCGUGAUGCCACAGAAAUUCUUGGAGUAACAACUUGUGAAACUUGUGCUGGAAACACAUGCAAACACAAAGGUGUUUGUCAAGAAGCCCCAACAUCUGUUGGUUACACAUGCAUGUGUCCUGCAGGGUUUAGUGGAGAUGAUUGCAGUAAGACAGGCCAAUCAUGUUACCCAGGUGCAUGUGGCGCGGGCCGUUGUGUGAAUCUUCCUCUUGGAGGAAUGCAGUGUUUGUGCCCCAUGGGUAAAAUAGGCAGGAACUGUGAGUAUGAUGUUGCCAUACAGGAUCCUGCAUUUUCAAAUGGAGCAUACAUUGCAUAUCCUACACCCAAAACUCCUAAAAAGCUGAAAAUGACUCUGAGAAUAAAUCCAGCUGAUGUUAAGGACGCAUUAGUUAUGUAUAGUGCCCAGAAUGAUGAUGGAUCAGGUGAUUUUGCUGCCCUUUCUAUCAGAGAUAGACAUUUUGAGUUCCGUUUUGAUGCUGGUACAGGAACAUCUGUUUUGAGGUCAAAGAGGGAACUUCAUAGAGGUGAAUGGUUUGUUGUGUCAUUAUCUCGGGAUACAGGAGUGGCCCGCCUAUCUGUCGAUGGAGAGCCUCCAGUAACACAACGUCUCCAUGGUUCUCCAAAGCCCCUUAACUUACAGACACCAUUGUACAUUGGUGGAUAUGAUACACAAAAGAUUAAACUAGCCCCUGGGAUGAAUGUUGAUCAGGGCUUUACCGGCUGUAUUUCUGCAGUUGAUGUUGCAAGUCUUUCUCUUGAAUUAAUUGGAUCAGUUGUGGAUUCUGCAAAUGUCGAAGACUGCAGUACUAAACAUGGAGUAAGAGGUGGGCGGGGUGGUGUUGCAGACCCAUGCCACUUUGCUCCAUGUCAAAAUGGAGCAGCUUGCAAUGCAAUUGGGGCUCUCCAGUACACUUGCAGUUGUCUUGAGGGAUUCAGUGGACACGAUUGUGAGGUAGAAUCAGACAUGUGCCUUAUCCUGCAUCCUUGCUUGAAUGGUGGCAAAUGUACUGGAUCUCUAAGUUCAUUUAAGUGCCAUUGCCCAAUUGGAUUUGGUGGAGCAACUUGCAAUGAAAGUGUAAUAUUUAGUUCUCAAGUCAGCUUUGGUGGAGAUGGAUGGCUUGAGCUGAACCGUGAUUUUUUGCCUCAUAAAUCUAACUCAGAAGAUGAAGUCAUAAGCAUUCGUUUCACUACAAAUGAUACCAACUCUUUAGUGCUUUGGCAUGGACAGUCUCCUGAUGAUGAUGGUCAAAAUCAAGACUACUUAUCCCUUUCUAUUAUCAAUGGGAAAUUAGAAUGGAGUUAUGAACUAGGUUCAGGACCAGCACACAUUCGCCUUGAUAGUGUUAAUGUUAAUGAUGGACUACCACAUACUGUUGUUCUAAGACGCCGCGCAGAAGAAGGCAGUAUAGAACUUGAUGGGCAGUAUUCUGCCCGAGGACACAGUAAUGGUAAUCUCACACAGUUGAACACAAAUGGAAAUAUUUAUAUAGGUGGAGUACCAAAUGCAGACCUUAUGACAGGCAACACUCAUUCAAAUGGAUUCUCAGGCUGCAUUCAUGCAGUGCAAAUCCAAAACUCCAAAGUAUUAAAUUUGUUUGAAGAAGCUUUGCAAGGCAGCAACAUUCUGAACUGUCCAAAGAGUGAUGUACCACCUCACAAUCGUUUUAAGUGGACCCCGUCUUCUCUUGUAUAUACUGAUUCUGCACAAAUAUUUGAUAUAGAACAAGACAUAAUGACAACGUCACAACCUUUACCUGUUAUUACUGACACUGUUACUGAUAUACAAGACAUUAGUCAUCGUAUCCAUGACCCGUAUGAAAGCAAUGAAAAACCUGUGGAUACAAUACAAAUAUUAAGUACAGAUAAAAGUUUUCAGGAAACUAGUAAUAUUAAUUCAAUUAAUAAGGACAAUAAUAUUUUAAAGAAUAACCAUGACCCUUUCUUGAGGUCUAGUGAUAAUUCUCAUCCUAUUUUUGACCCACCCUUCAAUGAUUUAGACACUGCUAAACGAAAAAAAACAACAAUGAAACCACCUACUCACAAGUCGUCUUGUCAGUCUCUUCAUUCCCUCUGUAUUUCAUCAAUAAUUAUAAUAAUACUUUUUAGUAUGAAAGCAAGCUCACCAUACUGGAGAUAAGAUUUGAAGGUCUGAUGAUGAUAAUGAGGACUAUGCUGAAACUCCUACACACUCCUACCACAAUUAGUAAUCCUCAUAACCAAAAAUACUGCAUUUUCUGCUGCAAACGUUUUUUCUUCAAUUCUGCAUUUUGGGAGUUUCCUCUUUUAAAUAAUAUAUUUGCCAACCAAGUUUAAAAAGACUUUCUCAAAAAUGAGAUAACUUUAUUCUUUUUUUAUGAUUGAAUGUAAAGUUUGGAUCUAAAUAGGUACUAAAUUUGUUAUACUAAUUGUAAGAAACUCUGAAAAUACUGAAUAUUUUAACUAUCUUAUUUAAGGAGAAUAAUGCUAGCAACUCAUUAAUUUGAAGAAGUAGGAAAGUUCUGCCUUGAGUCUUGUUGUAAAUACUGUACCAAUAUUCAGAUUAUAAUUUUCAUCUAAUGCUCGCAAAAAGUUAUAUAAUGCACAUAAAAAAAGAAAUUUGCAGCAUAUCUCAGUGAUAUUGUAUAGUGCUUUAUUGUGAAUGUUAGAUAAGUCAUAGGUUUUUCAGUUGACAACCAGUCUUAUUUAAGUCAUCUGUUACUUUUUGUAUAAUUUUACUUUCUCAUUUUAGUCAAUUUAUAUGUUUCUUAUCUGUUCAUUUUUAUCUAAUGUCCAAGCUUGACAGUGACAAUGAAAAUUUGUGUGUGUUUUGUCUAGGAACAUCUCUAGCUAGCACAUGCAGUUGCUCUCACAAAUGUGCCAUAGCUCAAACAAUCCUAAUUGCUUGCUGUAAAAUGCAUAUGGGUUAACCACUGCUUAUGAAUGAUAGCACUGCCAUAAUUUUAUUUUGAUUGUUUUGAGCCUUUUGGAUUUGAAACAUUAUGCUUUUAAAGGUGAUGUGAUUAGACAAUUUUAUCUACACUGUAAAAUUGUUUCAAAAUCAUGCAUUACCCAAGAUAAGAUAAUUCAUAGAGAAAUAAGCUGUUAAUUCAUGUAAUGCCAAAUUGUGUAAUUAUAUUUAUACGUCUUUUAACAUUUUUUCUUUGUAAAGCUAUGAGCGUUGGGUGGAGCCUGAUUAAAAUAAUUGUUACUAAUUGAAGCACAAAAAAAUAAUUGUUGAUCUGUCACCAAUUGUAAGUAUAUAUUAUUUGUAUUUUGAUGAAUACCCUGUUUUCUAUCUUUUUGUAUUAGAUGUAAGUUAUAAGAGUGUAUAUACUAGAAAUAAUAACUUUGGUUCACAAAUUUCUACCUCUUCAGUCUUACGGUAAUAAGAUGAGGCUGAAGAGAAUCGCCAGACUAUUUAUUUGUACAGAUAAUAUUGCUUUAAAUCUGUGUAUCAGGCCUCACUCAACCAGCAUUAGUGUAAGCUUUUGGCUUAAUCUCAUCAAACCCUUCAGGACAGCUGAUAUUUAGGGUAGCUUCCAACAAAAAGAACUCCCGAAUAACAAACAUUUCCAAGUAAGAAGAUUUGUUUCGAUAUCUUCAUUGUGCUAUCUGAGUUCUAAAAACUUUGUAUGAAUGUCAUAUAUUUUUAUUUCAAUACAAAUAUUUAUAAAUGUUAGUAUUAUGUUUGGUCUUUGACAAGGCACUCAAAUAACAUUUUAGCUCCAACCAGGGUGCAACGAAUUAAAAAUAUGAACUUGCUAUUUUGUAUUCCCAUUCCAUGGAAAUAAUGUUUUCUUCUAAAGGCAAUUUUAUCUCUGUAAGUAAUUUCUGAUAAAACCGAGAUGACCUUACAUAUCAAGUAAAAAGGAAAAAUCAUCGUUCAGAAUGGAUUUAAAUGAGGCCCUGUGAGUGAUAGUAUAGUGCACACAUGAUGCAUUAUUUUCUGCAUUAAGAAGUCUAAGGAAGGAACAUUUCUUGAUUUGGGUUGUAUUGGUCUUAAUUCCAGUAAUCUGCUCUGAAGCAAAUCUAAAGGUUUGAUUUUAGGCUAUACUGUCAAGAUAGUUGUUAUUGUAGUUGGCUGGGGGGGAAAACAUUGGUUUCCUCCUCACUACUACUUAUUUAUUUUAAGUCAGAAGUACCUUGCUACAUACAUACUGUUUUAGCUGACUGACAAUACUUAGAGAUACCUUUUAAGCAGAGCACAGUACUAUCAUUUCGGUUGUGCUUUUAUGUCUGUGUCUGAUUAAUAUAUCUGUUUAUCAAUCAAUGCUCCUUCAGCCAAAACAGUAUUUUAUAUCUAGUGUUCAAAUAUAAUUGUUAUAAAGUUGUUUCUUAAUAUUUGUAAGUUCUUAGUCCAUCUCUUCUUUUUGGUUUAUUAAUUUGCUUACUACAACUCCUAUAGGUAGCAUAUUGACAAUACUGUGAUGGCUUACUUUGAGAUUAAGCUUUCAGCUCUGACAACUCUAUAGAUAUAAUUUGUUGCCUUGCAGAGUGCCAAAUAUCUUGUUUCCUACAUUUGAGAAUAAUUUGGGAGAAUUUAAUACAAAAAUUUGGUAUAUAUGUGAAAAACACAGUGAUGAACUGGAGUCAUGAGUUCCCGGCAAGUUCCAAGUUCUCAUCAAAGAGCAUUGUCUUAAGUUUUGUGACGGCAUGAAUCAGUCUAAAUUUUUUCAUCCAAUUUAAUUCCAAUACAAGUAUUAGGAAACAAGCACAAUUAAGGGGUGUGGCCUUAAAAAAAAUGAGAAAAGAUUUUGCUUUCCUUUGUUUUCUUUGAUAUAAAAAAUAUAGGCGACCCAUGAGAUAUGUUGUAACAGUGAAUGCUAAAAUCUUUUUCCAUUGAAAUUUUCAGCUGGAAAUUUCUCAAAAUGACAAUAAAGACAAUAAGCUAUCUAA
This is a messenger RNA of Frankliniella occidentalis (western flower thrips), 16594 nucleotides long. It is a transcript of the gene trol, whose product is annotated as basement membrane-specific heparan sulfate proteoglycan core protein. The coding region runs from base 78 to 13856 and encodes 4592 amino acids. Gene Ontology annotation, cellular component: plasma membrane; axon. The transcript has 84 exons. Gene Ontology annotation, biological process: homophilic cell-cell adhesion; dendrite self-avoidance; axon guidance. The record is from RefSeq and is a predicted model, not a curated record. Lineage: Eukaryota; Metazoa; Arthropoda; Insecta; Thysanoptera; Thripidae. Gene Ontology annotation, molecular function: calcium ion binding; cell-cell adhesion mediator activity.